This is a messenger RNA of Triticum dicoccoides, 858 nucleotides long. RefSeq lists its product as uncharacterized. The record is from RefSeq and is a predicted model, not a curated record. Gene Ontology annotation, biological process: vacuolar proton-transporting V-type ATPase complex assembly. Bases 27 to 332 code for a protein of 101 amino acids. The transcript has 5 exons. NCBI's taxonomy places the organism in Eukaryota, Viridiplantae, Streptophyta, Magnoliopsida, Poales, Poaceae.
UUGAUCUGGCAAGUGCUCGUCACUCGAUGGGCGCAUCACGUGUUUCGAGUGUGCUGUUUGAUCAUAAGGAGCAAUCUGCAGCCACUAUGCUGCAAGUGGAUUAUUCUGCAGAUUUGCAACCAUCAGAAUCAAAGCCGCAUUUUGCUCUGUCGAAGUGGUGCUUGCAAGAAGAAUCAAGCUCCAGUGGUGUUAUCUGUGUACAAGAUGGUACUAAACCAAAACUAAGGUACCGAGGAUCAGAAGCUACCCCAGGAGAUGGUAGCAGGGAAUCAGAUGCAAGUACUGCAAAGUCUUCUACUGGUGUUGACAUUAGCAACCAGCACUUGAACUAAUUGUGGAGCUAGCUAAUUCAAGAUCAACCAUGCUCUCUAGUUUCUCACAGAUAAAGUGCAGAUCAUGAACCGCUUACCUGAUUUGAGCACUUGAACUAAUUGUGGAGCUAGCGAAUUCAAGAUCAACCAUGCUCUCUGGUUUCUCACAGAUAAAGCGCAGAUCAUGAACCGCUUACCUGAUUUGAGGUUCUGUACCCUUGCACACCAUAUAUUCUCGUUGUAGUAUCAGUGAUAUGCAGUCGGCAGCACUUAGAAAAUAUCUUAAUCCUAUUUGAAAUGUUGAUGUACGUGGAUAUGAAAUGGCUACAAGUGCAUGAGAGGCUUGCUUUGCGUCUCAUUAUCUUGCGUUGAGGCAAGCACUAUUUCUGCUAUCGGCGGUUUCCUUAGUGGAAAUCGACGUGGAAACUUGUUGUUCCAAGUAAAAUCAGACUCUGAGCAAGAACGAUCAGUCGGCCCUGAGCCUUGAGCGUUGCAUCUCUACUUUGUACUAAUAACAGAGUAAUACUGCAUCACAUAGGAAAAUUUA